CUGUGUCUCUCGCGCCGCCGUAGCACUGAUAAACAUUGACAAGCAGCUGUUCCUUCGUGUUACUCAGCUCACAUGUGGAGGCUGAAUCUGAACCACUGAGUGCACGAUGGAGCCCGUUAUUAAAAUAAACCCCGGAGCGUCGAAAUGGGACAUUCGUCAGAGAGUUUGGGACUACAUCGAGGAGAAGAACCUGGCCAAUUUUCCGAGGCCUGUUCACAACAGGAUCCCGAAUUUCAAGGGUGCAAAUCAAGCAUGCAACAGACUUGCAGACCUGCAGGAGUUCAAGUCCAGCCACACAGUCAAAGUAAACCCAGACAGACCGCAGCAGCAGGCACGCUUUGCCACUUUGGAAGCACAGAAAACUUUACUGGUCCCUACUCCUCGUCUACGCACUGGUCUUUUCAAUAAGAUUACUCCUCCUCAGGGGGCCACCAAAGAACAGCUGCGCAUAUGCUCUUCCUCUCAGGGUGUCAGAGACUUCAGCGUUCCUGUCGGGCUAGAUGCAAAGGUGAAGGUAGAUCUGGUGGUGGUUGGCUCUGUGGCCGUGUCAGAAAAAGGCUUUCGUAUUGGAAAAGGCGAGGGUUACGCCGACAUGGAGUACGGCAUGAUGGCUUCAAUGGAAGCGGUGAAUGAGUCGACUGUGGUGGUCACUGUUGUCCACGACUGUCAGGUGGUGAACAUCCCAGAGGAGCUGAUCGAGAGUCAUGACCUGACUGUGGACUACAUCCUCACGCCCACCAGAGUGAUCAAGACUGACUGUGAGUUACCCAAACCACAAGGAAUCAUCUGGACUAAGCUGGACAUGGAAAAACUGGAGAAGAUCCCCAUCCUAAAGACACUGCGUGCUCUGGAGGAGCAGGCUGGAAAGGAUGUAACACUGGGGGCGGCGCUUGAUGCAGCAGCAGAGCCUGCUCUGCAUGCCGCGCAACCCAAAAGGCAAACCAGACGGAGGCCGAAGCGGAACACGCAGCAGGAUGCCGAGGGAGAAUCCAAACAGUCCCCACCCAGAGGAGAGGGACAGCAGAAAGGUAGACUGCGUCCGGCCAGGGUGAGGAAAGCAAGCAGAGGCGAUGACAAAGGAGGUGACGAGAGCGAAAUCGGAGAAAAACGAAAGGUAAAAAGUGGACGCAACAUGAGGGAGAAAGGCCCAGAGGAGAAGAGUGGCGAAGUGACGUCCCAACGUAAAAUCCCUGCGACUGUGACCACAGUUUACCUGGGAGGAAUCCCCACCGGAGUCCGUGUUAGCGAGCUGAAAACUGCCCUCAGAGAGCGGGAGGCUCCUCCACUGAGGCUCACCUGGCAGGGAGCUCAACACAGGGCCUUCCUUGACUACAACGACCCCGAGGCUGCAGAAAAAGCCCUGGAGGCUCUGCAGGGUCUCAGUCUGAAUGGUCAGAGUCUCCAGGCCGAACUGGCCAAGAGUCAACGCGGUGGCAAGAGGUCCGGAGAGUCCAACCGGAGACCAAGACCCUCACCAGCCCUGAAACCUAAAACGUCAACAUCCACGGACGACGCGGCCGAGACGACUGAGCAGUAAAAAAAAAAAACCAGUCGAGCAGCCUUGAACAACCUUCAGAAGAGUUAUUUGUGUUUUUAUUAUUUAUGUAGGUUCAGUCACAAGAUGACCCUCUCUUAUUUGGCCCAUAAACAUCUAAAGUGAGUGCUAAUAAUAUCAUUAAAACUACACAGCAACUGCAAAUGUAGAAAUAUAUAAAAGCAGCGUCAGGUCAUGCAGGAUUUCAUUUCAUAUACAUUUUCACCGUAUUUAACCCAGACACACGUAACAGUAUGUGCCUUAUUCUAUUUAACCCUCUGCUCUGUGUGUCCGUUAGAGGUCACGAGCCAGAGAAAGCUUUUUUCCAGGUAGCGCCACCUAGUGGACAUUUACACAAUUUUCACAAUCCUUUAUAUUUUAAUACGCCACAGUUUUUGACCGCAGUGUUUUGCAAAACAUUUUUUUAACCACUCAGAAAUUGUGAUUCUGUUUUUACAUUUAAAACUCAAAUUUCUGUUAUUUCUAAAUUUGACUAGAGAAUAUUUGACGUAAAAAAGCCAUAAUUAAACUGUGAUGAUCUUGAAGCAAUAACCAGUAAAACCUUUUGCAUGUUACCUGUAAAAAUUAACUCUUGGAAUGCAGGUUAUGUACUUAAAGUAAAUCUAAAGUUUUAAUUUAUACAUAUGGCAUUUCAAAGUGAGGGGCCUUUGAUUUCUAAUAGUUUUCUUAUUUGCAAGUAUACAACCCUACAACUUAUUUCAGGUUAUGAUAAAAUGUUCAUAUCAGUUCAUGUUGAUAAUUAUCAUAGUAAAUGUCAGUUAACACAAAUUUAAGAACACCUUAAUUCAAAGCAGUUGUUGUGUGCUGUAUCUCUGUGUGUUUGUUUAAUACAUAAUUAUAUAGGGUUUCAAUCUUAGUGAUAUUGAAAAAAAAAAACACCUUUAUUGUCCAGACCUACCUUUUCACUUUUUACCUUUUUUUUGUGUGUGUGUGGCCGGCGUCACCACAUAAUAAAUAAGAGAUGGUUGAAUGGACUGUUAAACUCUUUAUGCAUCUGUUUGUAACACAGUUCACUAAAGCGAUCGACUGAA
Molecule: messenger RNA, 2586 nt
Organism: Solea solea (common sole)
Lineage: Eukaryota; Metazoa; Chordata; Actinopteri; Pleuronectiformes; Soleidae
Gene: mthfsd
Product: methenyltetrahydrofolate synthetase domain containing
Exons: 8
Coding region: 107-1537 (476 amino acids)
Cellular component (GO): cytoplasm
Molecular function (GO): RNA binding
Source: RefSeq, a predicted model, not a curated record